AUGGCACAACCCCGACCACCGAGCCCACCGCGGCAACCCCUCGCCUCGCGCAUCCCCGACCACAUCGUCGACCCGCCAACCCUCCGCCUCGCCCUCGCCUCCUUGUUCGUCCUCGUGCAGGCCUACAAGCUCGCAGACGCACUGUGGCCCCAACCUGUACCCGCAACACCGUCCCCCACCGCCGACGACCCCCUCAACCUCCAGCUCGUCAAGUGGCUCGUCGCAGACGCCGGCACCGUCGCCCUCGUCUCGUUCCUCCGCGUCCCGCGCCUCGACUGGGGCUGGAAGGCCAGGUGGGCCAUCAGGCUCACCCUCUGGGCCUCGGACUGGCUCCUCUUUGGCCGCUGGACGUUCUCCGCCUCGUACCUGUUGCCCGUCGCCGUCAAGAGCUUCGUCACCCGGGCCCUGUCGACCGAUGAGCGCAAGGUCCGCCCCGCGUCCGUCGUCGGUUCGGACAAGAGCCACCUCGGCGGCCAGUUCACCGUCCGCAUCCUCGCCGUGUCGACCGCCAUGCUCAACCCGCUCUCGACCAUCUACUGCCGACACGCCUCGCCCCACUCGGCGUCGCGCUCGCUCCUCCCCGGCGGCCACCACAAGGCCGACCCGACCCUGAUCCCGCUCGUGUUCAACAACACGGUCCCGGCAAAGGUCACCUACACCCUCACCUCGUUCGACGACCCACCCUCGUCCCACCAGGUCACCGUCCCAGCCUCGUCCCUCGUCCGCCACGCCCACCCGUCGCACCACCGCAACCGCGGCGACCCUUCCUCGUCCUCGUCCUCGUCGACCCACAACAACCUCGACGACGAGCUCGCCCUCGCCUCCGAGUGGGCCCUCGUCCCCGCCUCGUCGUCGUCCAACGCGCACGGCGCGAGCGCCAAGGGCCCAGCAGGGCAGCACGCCCUGCGCCACCGCCUCCCGUCCGACGGGCCCGCAGCCGCAGCCGCACCCGACGCGAGCGACCCGUUCGGCCUCGCGCCGUCCGAGUCGCUGUACUACCUGCCCGUCUCGAGCCUCGGCCUCGUCCGCCUCGACUCGGUCGUCGACAAGGACGGCCACAGCGUGCGCAUCCGCCGCAAGCGCGCCGUCACGGCCGCGAGCGCCGCCACGGCCGGCUUGGCGGACCCAGGCGCCGUCGCGCUCGCGUUCGAGGAGGUGCGCAUCGUGCGCUGCCCGUCGGCCGGGUUCGACCUCGGCGCCGGCGCGAGCCGCUCGGCGGUCGACGAGGAGCACCGCUGCCUCGUGCCUAACGCGGGCCUGCCCGAGAGCUGGCCCCUCGGCCUCGCCGUCAGCGGGGCCGAGCCCCUCUCGGUCCGGUGGCAUGCCCGAGUCGGCGACCCGCAGCGCGGCACGCGCAAGGACGAGACGCUCGACGGCAUCGUCGGCGGCGGCGGCGACGGCGACGGCGACAACGACGUUGUGCCCGUGCCCAUGAACGUGUCGCUCGCCCAGGCGGGCCGCACGACGUACUACCUCGACGCCGUCGUCGACGCGUACGGCAACGAGGUGACGUACGACCUCGCGCGCUCGUCGUCGUCGUCGUCGCCCGACGGCACGACCAAGGACAAACUCGUGAGCGGCGUCAAGGACAAGGCCGUGCCACACCUCCUCCCGGGCACGGUCGCGAGUCGCUCGGUCGUCGUCCACCGGCCGCCCGAGGUCGCGUUCGUCGGCGAGUGCGCCAAGGGCGACGACGUGCACCUGCUCGAGGGCGGCCGCAAGAAGCUCCAGCUGCGGCUCCAGGGCGUCGACGACGACCUGCGGGCGGGCGAGGGCGCGUUCGACGUCCACGUGCGCUUCUCGCCGGCGGCGACGACGGGCGUCAAGGGCUGGACGAGGCUCGUCAAGACGACGACGGCGAGGGCCGAGAUCGAGGUCGACCAGGCCGGCACGUACGAGGUCGUUGGCGUCAAGAGCAAGCACUGCAGCGGCGCUGUCCUCGUGCCCAAUACUUGCACGCUCGUCGUUCAGCCUCGUCCGACCCUCUCGACUACGUUCACGCCGAUCCACGACGUCUGCAACGCCGAGACGGGCGCCGUCGCCUCGCUCCACCUGACGGGCGCGCCGCCGUUCGUCGUCCACUACGCCGUCUCGCAGCUCGACUCGUCGGGCUCUCGCGCCGUGCGCACGACGCGCAAGCAGCGCCGCGUGCAGCACUCGCGUGACGAGGUGCGCCUCGAGGCGCCCGGCCCCGGGCGGUGGGAGUACCGCUUCACGCGCGUCGACGACCGGUUCUACCAGGGCGUCGUCGACUUGCCCGAGGGCGGCAGCGGCGCGCACGUGUACCGCCAGGAGGUCGCCGAGGUCGGCGACGCCAAGUGGAGGAACGUCAAGGAGGGCAAGACGGUGCACAGCUGCGAGGGCGAGACGGUCCAGGUCGAGAUCGAGUUGCAGGGCACGGCGCCGUGGGACAUCGAGUACUCGGUCGUCGGCCAGUCGGCGCAGGCGAUCCAGGGCAUCACCAAGUCGCCGUACACGCUCGAGGUCGACAUCCCGAGCCACAUCGCUCAGCAAGGCGGCCAGUUUGCGCUCUCGCUCGAGAGCGUCCGCGACGCUCAUGGCUGCAAGCGCCCGCUCACAGGCAGCGACCUCAAUGUCGAGGUGCGCCGCACCAAGCCGACGGCCCGCUUCCACGGCGCCGAGGGCGUCCGCACCAUCACCUUGCGCGACGACGACACGGCCCGGAUCCCGCUCCGGCUCACCGGCGAGGGGCCCUGGACCAUCACGUACCAGAGCCCGGCCGCUCGCGACGGCAAGCUUCCCUCGCCGUCGACUUUCAGCACCAAGGACGCCAACGGCGAGAUCGCCAUCCGCCGUCCUCGUGCGGGCACGUACCGCCUCGUCGGCGUGCGCGACCAGUUCUGCCCGGGUGACGUCGCCGAGACCGAGUGGACGGUCAAGACGCUGCCGAGGCCGACGCUGCGGCUCGACGAGCGUGCGGGCAAGGUCGCGAGGGGCGGGAGCGUCGUGAGGAGGGGCGUGUGCGCCAACGCGGUCGACUCGGUCCCGGUCCUGUUCGAGGGCAAGGCGCCGUUCAAGGCGUCGUACACGCUCCAGAAGGGCUCGCACCACGGCGACACGCGCUCGCACCACCUCCAGGCCAUCCAGUCGCGCGCCGACCUCACCUUGUUCACCGCCUCGCCGGGCCGCCACACCUACACGUUCACCGGCGUCGGCGACUCGCUCUACACGUCGCCCGACGCUGCGGGUCUCGAGGCGCCCGCCGGCGGCAAGGACGGCGUCGUCCGCAUCGAGCAGGACGUUUGGGCCCUCCCUACCGCCGGGUUCGCUCACGGCGCCAAGCACGGCUUCUGCGUUCACGACAAGCUCGCGUCGCGAGGUCAUGACGACCUCGUCUUGCGGCUCGAGGGCCAGGCGCCGUUCGAGGUCGAGCUCGAGGUGCGCGAGGACGGGCACCGGGCGUCCAAGCGGUUCACGGUCCCGGCGAUCCAGGGCCACGAGUGGCCCGUCUCGCUCCCGUACGGCCUCAGCACGGCCACGCCGCACAGCAUCCUCCUGCGGCGCGUCAAGGACGCGCACGGCUGCGAGACGCUCGUCGACCCGUCGACCUCGUCCUCGUCCGUCGUCGGCGCCGGCUCGCUCAAGUCGUCGGUCUCGAUCCCGGUCGCCGAGAUCGCCACUAUCACGCCUGUCUCGUCCCAGGUCGACCACUGCGUCGGCGAUGCGCUCGAGUUCAUCGUCCAGGGCUCGCCGCCGUUCACCGUCAAGUACGAGUUCGAGGGCAAGCAGCACGCCGUCGCGCACUCGAGCGGCACCUUCCAGCGCCUCGCUGCGGCUCCGGGCACGUUCAAGAUUCUGUCGGUCGGGCACGGAGAGGACCAGUGCCGCUCGAACUCGGUCGACCUCGUCAAGCACGUCCACCCGAUCCCGUCCGCUCGCGUGCAGACCGGCGACUCGUACGUCGUCGACAUUCGCGAGGGCGAGCAGACCGAGAUCAAGUUCAGCUUCUCCGGCACGCCGCCUUUCGCCUUUACGUACGCUCGCCGGGCACCUCAAGACCGCAGCAAGGACCGUACCGUCCUCGAGCAGCACACCGUCACCGGCAUCAAGGAGCACGAGUACUCGAUCUUCACGGCGCAGGAGGGCACAUGGAGCGUGUCGUACAUCUCGGACGCCUUCUGCUCGUACCCGCCGCCGUCGUCGCCUCCUGCGCAGCGCUCGGCCGUCGUCAAGGCCUGAGCGAGCCUAAGCUCCCCCUCUUUCUCUCCUCCCUCGCAACCUGAACAUACCCCCUCUUCUGCGUCCUCGCAAUGCAACUAGCCUGUACAGCUC
Molecule: messenger RNA, 4293 nt
Organism: Rhodotorula graminis WP1
Lineage: Eukaryota; Fungi; Basidiomycota; Microbotryomycetes; Sporidiobolales; Sporidiobolaceae
Exons: 9
Coding region: 1-4200 (1399 amino acids)
Biological process (GO): protein import into nucleus; nuclear pore organization
Cellular component (GO): nuclear pore transmembrane ring
Molecular function (GO): structural constituent of nuclear pore
Source: RefSeq, a predicted model, not a curated record